Baudoinia panamericana UAMH 10762 is the source of this 1965-nucleotide messenger RNA. RefSeq lists its product as uncharacterized. Gene Ontology annotation, biological process: regulation of DNA-templated transcription; transmembrane transport. Gene Ontology annotation, cellular component: membrane. NCBI's taxonomy places the organism in Eukaryota, Fungi, Ascomycota, Dothideomycetes, Mycosphaerellales, Teratosphaeriaceae. The coding region runs from base 116 to 1705 and encodes 529 amino acids. Gene Ontology annotation, molecular function: transmembrane transporter activity; DNA-binding transcription factor activity; sequence-specific DNA binding. The transcript is spliced from 5 exons. The record is from RefSeq and is a predicted model, not a curated record.
ACCCUUUAGUGAUGUUCCCCGAAACUCGUUGCACUUCUUGAGACAUUCUGUCUUGUGGUGUUCCACAGCCUUUCUGCGUGGCGUGCACAUCCUCGUCUCGCUACUGAUCGUCAAUAUGAGCUUUUUCAACUCGCAUCGCCAGAAGGGUGUUGCAUCUGAGCAGAAGCCGGACACCAAUGUCGAGAACUACGACCUCGGCCUCAAUGGCGAAGACGCCCAGGGUGUUGAUCGCGAUGUCCUUGACAUGCGCAAAAUGGGCGUGCGACAGGAGACGAAGCGGCGGUUUGGACUGGUCACCAUUCUUGGCUUCACGACGACUAUGAUGUGCACUUGGGAGUCUGCUAUUCCUUUCUUCACCACAGCGUUCAUCAACGGUGGCGGUGUUAGCAUGAUAUAUGGCUACAUCUUUGCUUUCUUUGGCGCUCUUGCCACUUGCGCAUCUAUGGCGGAAAUGGCCUCAAUGUACCCAAUCUCUGGAGGGCAAUAUCAUUGGACUGCAUUGCUGGCCCCGCCCAAGCAUGCGAAAUUCCUCAGUUGGUUAACCGGCUGGCUCAGCACCCUUGGCUGGCAGGCUGCGGCCUCUACCGGAACUUACCUUGGCGGUGUCAUUAUCCAAGCACUCGUCUCCCUGAACUACCCGUCCUACGAACCGCAAAGAUGGCAAGGCACGCUUAUACUAUUUGCCGUCUUGAUUGUCACACUCUUCGUCAACACUGUCCUGAUCAAGCUACUACCCGGACUGGAAGGCGUCGUGCUUAUCCUGCACGUUAUAGGCUUCUUUGCCGUCCUCAUUCCUGUCGUCUACCUCGCGCCAAUCAGCCCGAACGCCUUCGUGUGGUCAGAGUUCACCAAUCUUUCCGGCUACAGCAGCAGUGGUCUCUCGUGGCUCAUCGGACAGAGUGCCAGUGCUGUACUCUUCAUCGGCUAUGAUGGAGCUUGCCACAUGGCCGAAGAGGUGGAAAACGCAUCGAUCAACGUACCGCGGGCCAUGUUCUUCACCAUCUUCAUCAACGGUGCACUAGGCUUCGCGACCUACAUCUUCAUCCUUUACUGCUUUGGCGACCCGGAGGAUGUGCUCACAAACUACCCAAUGCCAUUUAUUGGCAUCUUCUACAACGCUCUACAGUCCAAGGCGGGCACUACGGCGUUGACAUCCCUACUGAUUGCGAUGUACAUCUUUGCAACUUUCGGCUUCGUUGCUUCUGCCUCUCGCCAAGCCUGGGCAUUCUCCAGAGAUCACGGGCUUCCCUUGUCCAAGGUCUUCCGACGGGUCGAUGCACGCUGGGCCAUCCCGGUCUGGACGAUUGCGCUUACCGGCGUCAUCAAUGCUCUGCUCGGUUUGAUCAACAUCGGCUCCUCUGUCGCCUUCAACGCCAUUGUGAGCCUUGUCGUGUCCAGCUAUCUCUCGUCCUACCUCAUUCCCAUCGUGCUCAUGAUAAUGAAGCGACUCCGAGGCGAGCGCGUUCAACUCGGGCCAUGGACCCUGGGGCGGUGGGGUCUACCGAUCAACAUCAUCGCUGCGGCUUACACGCUGAUGACCGUCAUCUUCACCUUCUUCCCGGUGGCACUGCCAGUCACGAAGGAGACGAUGAACUAUUCUUGCGUUGUCUACGGUGGUGUGGUCAUACUGGGUCUGAUCUACUAUGUCACUAUUGGCCACAAGACCUACAUCGGUCCUAAAAUUGACAUCAACAUUCGUGAUUAGACCAUGAAUAGAUAGCGCAAGGACGAAACAUGGUCUAGAGGAGGUGCGAGUGACAAUCUCAACCGAUCCACUGCACGUCGGAUGUCAUGUUCUAAUACCGGCUGCAACGUUUCUCAUGUGAUUAGUAGUGGUUUCUAUCACGCCUAGCAUGCCAUUCAAGAUGAUGGAAGGUUGCCAUGUGGCAGCCAGUGGGGGCUUGCAACCAACAAGAAGCUCUAUUGGCUAGCCCUCAAUUCUCGCCUAACAACAUCCGAUGAACA